AUGAGGGGCGGGCCUGUUGGACCGCGGCAGAGAAGGAAUCACAAAAAGUCGCGCAACGGAUGCGAGAAUUGCAAAAAGUUACACUAUAAGUGUGAUGAAGGAAAACCUUCCUGUGGUGGAUGUACGAAAAGAAAGGUCGAAUGCAGCUUCACUACAUCCCAGAGCCCUGCUUCGGACGUAUCUGCCAACACCAGGGUCUUCAAUGCCAUAUCACACAAUAUCACCAGCCACAAUGGCGACACGGUGACGCCCUUGCCCAUGGCAGAUCUUGAGCUACUUAAUCAGGCCAUAACAAGCACUCAAUAUUCUAUCACGCCCGACUCGAAACCUGAUAAGGAACUGAGCGGAUUGCCUUUCCGAUUUCCUUACUUGAUGCAUUCAACCUUGGCUUUGGCUGCGCUGCACCUCUACUCUGAACAGCCUCAUCGACCAGAACUGUUAUCCAGGGCAGCGGCUCACCAACACGCUGCGCUUUCUCAGGUACGGCCUCAUAUUAUAGACGUUACGGCUGAACACAGUCAAGCAAUACUCAAUUUUGCCGCCAUCACUUCUAUAUUUGCACUUGCCGAACCCGCGUAUGACCCCAGAGGUCUUGGAUCUGCCCGUGAUCCGGUCGAUGAACUGCUCAAUUCCUUCCAUCUUGGUAGAGGUAUCAAAACCAUCCUCACGCAAGCAUGGAGCCUACUACAGCACAAAGAAAACAUCAAGAAGGUUAUCGGGCUUCCAGACUACACCGCACUCAAAGCAACGCUAGACGACACUUACCCUGUGUAUCCGACUUUGCGGAGUGUCAUCAAAGAGAGUUGUCAGGAUGACGAAGCAGUUUCUUGCCUGGAAGCUCUUGAACUCGUGUUCUUCUACAUGGCCGUCAAUGAGACGCAUCAACAGGAUAUUCCAGGCCCAAUGUAUGUCCAGAUGUGGCCUAUAGACGUCAGCACACACUUCCUCAGUAUGCUUGCGGACCGAAAUCCUAUAGCUCUUCUUGUGUUGGCAUAUUAUGCUGCGCUCAUGAGGCUGAGAUCGAACACUUGGUGGCUAGAACGAUGGCCCUCAGCUAUUCUCCAGCACGUUACUUCAACCUUGGACCCAACUCUAGUCAUCCACCUUGACUGGCCUAGGCAAAAGAUUCUUCAGCUCGACCAGGCAUUCCCAUUCCCUGUGGAACUGGAUGUCACCUGA
This is a messenger RNA of Aureobasidium melanogenum CBS 110374, 1179 nucleotides long. RefSeq lists its product as uncharacterized. Bases 1 to 1179 code for a protein of 392 amino acids. The transcript has 2 exons. The record is from RefSeq and is a predicted model, not a curated record. Gene Ontology annotation, molecular function: zinc ion binding; DNA-binding transcription activator activity, RNA polymerase II-specific. Gene Ontology annotation, biological process: regulation of transcription by RNA polymerase II. Lineage: Eukaryota; Fungi; Ascomycota; Dothideomycetes; Dothideales; Saccotheciaceae.